Messenger RNA from Knipowitschia caucasica, 5055 nucleotides. The record is from the annotation of a GenBank genome assembly. NCBI's taxonomy places the organism in Eukaryota, Metazoa, Chordata, Actinopteri, Gobiiformes, Gobiidae.
AUGCGAGGUCGGAAAAGGCGGGAAAGAGAAGUGUUGGAGAAAGAGAAGUGUUGGAGAAAGAGAAGUGUUGGAGAAAGAGAAGUGUUGGAUAAAGAGAAGUGUUGGAGAAAGAGAAGUAUUGAAGAAAGAGAAGUGUUGGAGAAAGAGAAGUGUUGGAGAAAGAGAAGUGUUGGAGAAAGAAGUGCUGGAGAAAGAGAAGUGUUGGAGAAAGAGAAGUGUUGGAGAAAGAGAAGUGUUGGAGAAAGAGAAGUGUUGGAGAAAGAAGUGUUGGAGAAAGAGAAGUGUUGGAGAAAGAAAGAAGUGUUGGAGAAAGAAGUGUUGGAGAAAGAGAAGAGUUGGAGAAAGAGAAGUGUUGGAGAAAGAGAAGUGUUGGAGAAAGAGAAGUGUUGGAGAAAGAGAAGUGUUAGAGAAAGAGAAGUGUUGGAGAAAGAGAAGUGUUGGAGAAAGAGAAGUGUUGGAGAAAGAGAAGAGUUAGAGAAAGAGAAGUGUUGGAGAAAGAGAAGUGUUGGAGAAAGAGAAGAGUUAGAGAAAGAGAAGUGUUGGAGAAAGAGAAGUGUUGGAGAAAGAAGUGUUGGAGAAAGAAGUGUUGGAGAAAGAGAAGUGUUGGAGAAAGAGAAGUGUUGGAGAAAGAGAAGUGUUGGAGAAAGAGAAGAGUUGGAGAAAGAGAAGUGUUGGAGAAAGAGAAGUGUUGGAGAAAGAGAAGUAUUGAAGAAAGAGAAGUGUUGGAGAAAGAGAAGUGUUGGAGAAAGAGAAGUGUUGGAGAAAGAGAAGUGUUGGAGAAAGAGAAGUGUUGGAGAAAGAAGUGUUGGAGAAAGAGAAGAGUUGGAGAAAGAGAAGUGUUGGAGAAAGAGAAGUGUUGGAGAAAGAGAAGUGUUGGAGAAAGAGAAGUGUUGGAGAAAGAAGUGUUGGAGAAAGAGAAGAGUUGGAGAAAGAGAAGUGUUGGAGAAAGAGAAGUGUUGGAGAAAGAGAAGUGUUGGAGAAAGAGAAGUGUUGGAGAAAGAGAAGUGUUGGAGAAAGAAGUGUUGGAGAAAGAGAAGAGUUAGAGAAAGAGAAGUGUUAGAGAAAGAGAAGUGUUGGAGAAAGAGAAGUGUUGGAGAAAGAGAAGUGUUGGAGAAAGAGAAGUGUUGGAGAAAGAGAAGAGUUAGAGAAAGAGAAGUGUUGGAGAAAGAGAAGUGUUGGAGAAAGAGAAGUGUUAGAGAAAGAGAAGUGUUGGAGAAAGAGAAGUGUUGGAGAAAGAAGUGUUGGAGAAAGAAGUGUUGGAGAAAGAAGUGUUGGAGAAAGAGAAGUGUUGGAGAAAGAGAAGUGUUGGAGAAAGAGAAGUGUUGGAGAAAGAGAAGAGUUGGAGAAAGAGAAGUGUUGGAGAAAGAGAAGUGUUGGAGAAAGAGAAGUAUUGAAGAAAGAGAAGUGUUGGAGAAAGAGAAGUGUUGGAGAAAGAGAAGUGUUGGAGAAAGAGAAGUGUUGGAGAAAGAGAAGUGUUGGAGAAAGAAGUGUUGGAGAAAGAGAAGAGUUGGAGAAAGAGAAGUGUUGGAGAAAGAGAAGUGUUGGAGAAAGAGAAGUGUUGGAGAAAGAGAAGUGUUGGAGAAAGAGAAGUGUUGGAGAAAGACAAGUGUUGGAGAAAGAGAAGUGUUGGAGAAAGAAGUGUUGGAGAAAGAAGUGUUGGAGAAAGAGAAGUGUUGGAGAAAGAGAAGUGUUGGAGAAAGAGAAGUGUUGGAGAAAGAGAAGUGUUGGAGAAAGAGAAGAGUUAGAGAAAGAGAAGUGUUGGAGAAAGAGAAGUGUUGGAGAAAGAGAAGUAUUGGAGAAAGAGAAGAGUUAGAGAAAGAGAAGUGUUGGAGAAAGAGAAGUGUUGGAGAAAGAAGUGUUGGAGAAAGAAGUGUUGGAGAAAGAAGUGUUGGAGAAAGAGAAGUGUUGGAGAAAGAGAAGUGUUGGAGAAAGAGAAGUGUUGGAGAAAGAGAAGAGUUAGAGAAAGAGAAGUGUUGGAGAAAGAGAAGUGUUGGAGAAAGAGAAGAGUUAGAGAAAGAGAAGUGUUGGAGAAAGAGAAGUGUUGGAGAAAGAAGUGUUGGAGAAAGAAGUGUUGGAGAAAGAAGUGUUGGAGAAAGAGAAGUGUUGGAGAAAGAGAAGUGUUGGAGAAAGAGAAGUGUUGGAGAAAGAGAAGAGUUGGAGAAAGAGAAGUGUUGGAGAAAGAGAAGUGUUGGAGAAAGAGAAGUAUUGAAGAAAGAGAAGUGUUGGAGAAAGAGAAGUGUUGGAGAAAGAGAAGUGUUGGAGAAAGAGAAGUGUUGGAGAAAGAGAAGUGUUGGAAGAAAGAAGUGUUGGAGAAAGAGAAGAGUUGGAGAAAGAGAAGUGUUGGAGAAAGAGAAGUGUUGGAGAAAGAGAAGUGUUGGAGAAAGAGAAGUGUUGGAGAAAGACAAGUGUUGGAGAAAGAGAAGUGUUGGAGAAAGAGAAGUGUUGGAGAAAGAGAAGUGUUGGAGAAAGACAAGUGUUGGAGAAAGAGAAGUGUUGGAGAAAGAAGUGUUGGAGAAAGAAGUGUUGGAGAAAGAGAAGUGUUGGAGAAAGAGAAGUGUUGGAGAAAGAGAAGUGUUGGAGAAAGAAGUGUUGGAGAAAGAGAAGUGUUGGAGAAAGAGAAGUGUUGGAGAAAGAGCGGCUUUUCUGUGUCCACUCUGUGUCCGCUCUGUGUCCACUCUGUGUCCGCUCUGUGUCCGCUCUGUGUACGCUCUGUGUCCAGUCUGUGUCCGCUCUGUGUCCACUCUGUGUCCGCUCUGUGUCCGCUCUGUGUUCGCUCUGUGUUCGCUCUGUGUCCGCUCUGUGUCCAGUCUGUGUCCAGUCUGUGUCCGCUCUGUGUACGCUCUGUGUCCAGUCUGUGUCCAGUCUGUGUCCACUCUGUGUCCGCUCUGUGUCCGCUCUGUGUCCGCUCUGUGUUCGCUCUGUGUUCGCUCUGUGUCCGCUCUGUGUCCACUCUGUGUCCGCUCUGUGUUCGCUCUGUGUCCGCUCUGUGUCCAGUCUGUGUCCGCUCUGUGUCCAGUCUGUGUCCACUCUGUGUCCGCUCUGUGUCCGCUCUGUGUCCGCUCUGUGUCCAGUCUGUGUCCACUCUGUGUACGCUCUGUGUCCACUCUGUGUCCGCUCUGUGUCCGCUCUGUGUCCACUCUGUGUCCACUCUGUGUCAACUCUGUGUCCGCUCUGUGUCCGCUCUGUGUUCGCUCUGUGUCCACUCUGUGUCCACUCUGUGUCCGCUCUGUGUCCGCUCUGUGUCCGCUCUGUGUCCGCUCUGUGUCCACUCUGUGUCCGCUCUGUGUUCGCUCUGUGUCCACUCUGUGUCAACUCUGUGUCCGCUCUGUGUCCGCUCUGUGUCCGCUCUGUGUCCGCUCUGUGUCCACUCUGUGUCAACUCUGUGUCCGCUCUGUGUCCGCUCUGUGUUCGCUCUGUGUCCACUCUGUGUCAACUCUGUGUCCGCUCUGUGUCCGCUCUGUGUCCGCUCUGUGUCCGCUCUGUGUCCACUCUGUGUCCACUCUGUGUCAACUCUGUGUCCGCUCUGUGUCCGCUCUGUGUCCACUCUGUGUCCACUCUGUGUCCAGUCUGUGUCCACUCUGUGUCCGCUCUGUGUUCGCUCUGUGUCCGCUCUGUGUCCAGUCUGUGUCCGCUCUGUGUCCAGUCUUUGUCCACUCUGUGUCCGCUCUGUGUCCGCUCUGUGUCCGCUCUGUGUCCAGUCUGUGUCCACUCUGUGUACACUCUGUGUCCACUCUGUGUCCGCUCUGUGUCCGCUCUGUGUCCACUCUGUGUCCACUCUGUGUCAACUCUGUGUCCGCUCUGUGUCCGCUCUGUGUUCGCUCUGUGUCCACUCUGUGUCCGCUCUGUGUCCGCUCUGUGUCCACUCUGUGUCCACUCUGUGUCAACUCUGUGUCCGCUCUGUGUCCGCUCUGUGUCCGCUCUGUGUCCACUCUGUGUCCACUCUGUGUCCACUCUGUGUCCGCUCUGUGUACGCUCUGUGUACGCUCUGUGUCCAGUCUGUGUCCACUCUGUGUCCACUCUGUGUCCGCUCUGUGUUCGCUCUGUGUCCGCUCUGUGUCCAGUCUGUGUCCGCUCUGUGUCCACUCUGUGUCCACUCUGUGUCCGCUCUGUGUCCAGUCUGUGUCCGCUCUGUGUCCACUCUGUGUCCACUCUGUGUCCACUCUGUGUCCACUCUGUGUCCAGUCUGUGUCCGCUCUGUGUCCGCUCUGUGUCCGCUCUGUGUCCGCUCUGUGUCCGCUCUGUGUCCACUCUGUGUCCAGUCCUGAACACCGGGAGGAGGCUCAGGGAGGAGGCUCAGGGAGGAGGCUCAGGAGGGAGGCUCAGAGAGGAGGCUCAGGGAGGAGGCUCAGGGAGGAGGCUCAGGAAGGAGGCUCAGGGAGGAGGCUCAGGGAGGAGGCUCAGGGAGGAGGCUCAGGGAGGAGGCUCAGGAGGAGGCUCAGGAGGAGGAUCAGGAGGAGGGUCAGGGAGGAGGCUCAGGGAGGAGGCUCAGGGAGGAGGCUCAGGGAGGAGGCUCAGGGAGGAGGCUCAGGGAGGAGGGUCAGAGAGGAGGCUCAGGGAGGAGCCUCAGAGAGGAGGCUCAGAGAGGAGGCUCAGAGAGGAGGCUCAGGGAGGAGGCUCAGGGAGGAGGCUCAGAGAGGAGGAGGGAGGAGGCUCAGAGAGGAGGCUCAGGGGAGGGAGGAGGCUCAGGAAGGAGGCUCAGGAGGUUCAGAGGGAGGCUCAGGGAGGAGGCUCAGGGAGGAGGCUCAGGAAGGAGGCUCAGGGAGGAGGCUGAGGGAGGAGGGUCAGAGAGGAGGCUCAGGGAGGAGGCUCAGGGAGGAGGCUCAGAGAGGAGGCUCAGAGAGGAGGCUCAGAGAGGAGGCUCAGAGAGGAGGCUCAGAGAGGAGGCUCAGAGAGGAGGCUCAGAGAGGAGGCUCAGAGAGGAGGCUCAGAGAGGAGGCUCAGGGAGGAGCCUCAGAGAGGAGGCUCAGGGAGGAGGCUCAGGAAGGAGGCUCAGGGAGGAGGCUCAGGGAGGAGCCUCAGAGAGGAGGCUCAGGGACAUACGAUUCCCCCAGAUGA